Messenger RNA from Prorocentrum cordatum, 529 nucleotides. Lineage: Eukaryota; Dinophyceae; Prorocentrales; Prorocentraceae. The record is from the annotation of a GenBank genome assembly.
GGGCCGACGGGGCGGGGCAGCACGGCGGCGGAUCUCCACGAGAUUCUGCGCCGGGCGGGCUGGGCCUGCUCGGCGGAGCGGCUGGGGAACGAAACCUUCCCGGACAGGCCCGGCGCGCGCGCCGGGCGCUGGCAGUUGGGCUCGGGUGAGCUCACCCCGCGGUCGCUCGACGGCGAUCUUGAGAGGUCGUGCGACGCGCUGGGGGGCGCUCGCUCCCUGCUCGGCCCGGCGGGCGCCGGCUUCGGCCUUGCGCCGCAGCCCAGCUGGGCGGGCGCCCUCGAGCGCGAGACGCCGCCGGCCUGGGCUGGAGGCGGGCAGCUGGCGCCUGCGCCGGCGCGCCGCGCGCCCGCGGCGAGCGCGCCCCCUGCUGUGGAGGCGGCCAGCGCCGCGGCGAGCGCCCUCGAGGGCGGCCCGCGACGCCUCGGCCAGCGCUGCGGCGGGCGCCCCCGGGGCGGCCCGCGGCGCCACGCCGCGGCGCGGCGGCGGGCGCCCUACCGGGCGUGCCCACAGCCCGCGGCCGGCGACAUCC